Messenger RNA from Arachis stenosperma, 3402 nucleotides. RefSeq lists its product as uncharacterized. The coding region runs from base 223 to 2826 and encodes 867 amino acids. The record is from RefSeq and is a predicted model, not a curated record. Gene Ontology annotation, biological process: protein ubiquitination. The transcript is spliced from 15 exons. Gene Ontology annotation, cellular component: CCR4-NOT complex. NCBI's taxonomy places the organism in Eukaryota, Viridiplantae, Streptophyta, Magnoliopsida, Fabales, Fabaceae. Gene Ontology annotation, molecular function: ubiquitin-protein transferase activity; RNA binding.
GAGCAAGUCACCUCAGCAGUCACCACGUACACCAAAGCCAUCCCAUUCCCAUUCCCAUUCCCAUUCUUUCCCCUUUCUCUCUCUAUUCUCUAUCUCUGAUUCCAUGUUUCGCAUUAUCCUCCUCUUCCGCUUCUAGCACCUUCCUCUGCCUCUUCUUCAUCACUAUCUUCAUCACUAUCUUCAUCUUCCUCUUCACCGCUCCUUAAAUUCCCUGGAUCAAUCAUGUGUGACAAAGGGGGGAAAUCAUGUCCGAUAUGCACUGAGGAGAUGGACCUGACUGAUCAGCAGCUGAAACCAUGCAAAUGCGGCUAUGAGAUCUGUGUCUGGUGUUGGCACCACAUUAUGGAAAUGUCAGAAAAGGAUGGGACUGGUGGUCGUUGUCCAGCUUGCCGUGUGCCUUAUGACAAAGAACGUAUUGUGGCAAUGGCAGCAAAUUGUCAAAGGUUGGUUGCUGAAAUGAAUUCAAAGCAUAGAAAGAAAAUGCAGAAGUUGAAGUCCAAAUCGACUGAAGGAAGGAAACAUCUUACUGAUGUUAGAGUUAUUCAACGGAACCUAGUGUACAUAAUUGGGUUGGCUCUUAACCUUGCAGAUGAAGAUCUACUUCAACGCAAGGAGUAUUUUGGCAGGUAUGGAAAAGUUAUGAAAGUGUCAAUUUCUCGGACAGCUUCGGGCAUAAUCCAACAUUCUGCAAACAACAGCUGCUGUGUGUAUAUAACGUACUCAAAAGAAGCAGAAGCAAUUCGGUGUAUUCAAUCAGUGCAUUGUUUUGUAUUAGAAGGUAGACCCUUGAGGGCUUGUUUUGGAACCACAAAGUAUUGCCAUGCAUGGUUGAGAAAUGUGCCUUGCAGCAACAGAGAUUGCUUAUAUCUGCAUGAUUAUGGCUCUCAAGAAGAUAGCUUUACCAAAGAUGAGCUAGUAUUAGCAUUUGCAAGGAGUAGAGUCCAACAAAUUAUUGGGGCUACAAAUAAUUUGCAUCGGCGCUCGGGGUGUGUUUUACCUCCCACAGAAGAUGAUCCCAGACACAUGUCAUCAACCUCCAAACUAAUUUCGAAAAGCUCUUUAGAUAAAAUCGAGAACCAGAUAAAGGCAUCUUGUUCAGGUAGCGGGACCAUGACUUCACCUGCACCUCCUGCUGUGACUUCCUGGGUCAUGCGUGUUUCGGGUUCUCUUCCACCUGAUACAAACUCAUCGUUCCCUGGACAAUCAGCGGAAGCUGGAAAAAACCCAGAAGUCCAUUCUGGUGGUAUGUUUGUACCUACAGAGAUGGACAAGCAUCAUAAUAGUGGAAAUUCUCAGAAAUCUUUUGUAGAUAGUGAUCAAGAUAUGGUACCUUCUGCUGCAAACUCAGGCUUUCUAAAUCUCUCCAAAUCACAAUGUGAUUUUAAUAUUGACAAAUCAGUUGGCCUUGAUUCAAAUCGGGAUGUAGAAGGCUUAUGUUCAGAUUUGUCAUCGAUAAGCUUGAAUAAUCACGUGGAAGAUCCAUAUUCUGUUCCUGAUUCAGACAGAUUACUGUAUAUGCAUGGCUCAAAUAAUUCAUCUCUUGGGAAGCAUUUGCAGCAAGAUAAUGAGUAUCCUGAAGAACAUUCAACCACUCCAGCUUUUUGGGAAGAUGUUGUGGAUGAUGUGCUGAACUUGGAUUAUGAACAAUCAAAGUUCAGCAAAGGCGUCAAUCAUCUUUCUACAGGGAUCUGUUCGCCUUAUCUCCAUAAGAAUGCAGGCCGGUCAAGCCAUCAUCUCUGGCAACAAGAUCAAAAUUGUCAUGAACAUGACUUGGGCAAGCCUUCUGAAUCUUUUAAUGAUGCCUUACAGACAGGAUUUGAAGAGCAUGUAGGGGAUAAAGAAAAUGUUAAUAAGGUAACUUCAGAUAUGGGGGAAAGCAGCAUUAUAUCUAAUAUUUUGUCUUUAGAUUUGGAUGCGUGGGAAGACUCAUUAGUUAAGUUGUUGGAGGAAAAUGAAGAACCAAGCAAAGCCCUUAAGUCACCAAAUUUGUGGAGAAGUCAAGACAAAAAUCAGUCAAGGUUUUCCUUUGCAAGACAAGAUGCACUUGUGGAUGACUCAUCUGAUUUGGACCAAUUGAUUGGAAUUACUAGGCAUGUUUCCAGAGGGAAUGUUGAAUCAGAUGCUUUAAUGGAAAACAAGGAUAUGUGGAGAUACUCGAAUAACACUGUCAAUGGGAAACACCCGUGUUCUGUGCCGUCGAUCAAUUAUGCACUACCAGAUAAAUUUCUUGGAAUGUCAAAGGCUCAUGCUUCCAGCCCACCGGGAUUUUCAUUGUCCAGCAGAGUACCUCCUGGCUUUUCAGGUGGGGGAGUAGAAUAUAAUUCUAGUAUUCAUGGGAAACACUUGUCGCAACAGCAUGUUCUUGCAUCUGGAGAUAUCGGAAAGGUUGGAGAUGUUCAAUUUAAUGAUCUUGCAUUAUUGGAAAUUGGUAAGGGGAUGCUAACAGAAAGGGUAAAUAAUGCAUCUCUUGACAUGAUGCGGACUUCGUUUCCACAAUUUAGCCCUGGUGAAGAUGAUCCUAGACUCAAGAUGUUAAUGCACCAAUCCGCACCUUUACAGAAUUUAAAUGUUACAGAUCAUGCAGGAAAUAUAUUUUCUCCACAAAAUGAUGCAUAUAGAAUUUCUUCAAGGUUUCUUGAUCAAUUUCCAGCUAACAAUCCAUCGAUUUACGAACAGAUACAUUCUCAACAGUUCAGCAAUAAUGGUCUUUCAUCAAAUAGCCAGUGGGGUGGUUGGCAUGAUGCCAGGAACUUUAAUGACCUGCCUAUGCCGCAAGUAUUGAAUAAUGAGAGAAAGAGGUUUAACAAUUCCAUGCCUAGCUAUUAGAGUAUCAAGCUUUUGAUCCCUCGACUGUUUUUCUUCCAGAAGAGGAUUCACAGUGUUGAUCUUUCUCCAACUUUAAUGGGCAUUCAGGCAUCUGUCAAUGUAGGUUUCACCUGUCUAAAAAACCUAGAGAUUCCUUGAUCAAUGAUGAAAUUGUCUGCUGGGAUUUCUUUGAGGUCAUCCACAUCUCAGUUCUGUGAGAAUUCGGGUACCCUUAAUUUCAUUAAACUCUUGGCUAUCAAGUGCACAGUGGUAAAUGCUAACAGCUGUUUCUUCGUUGCUUAACUUGCAACUUUGGAAUAGGGCUCUGAUUGCAACAUAAUUGGCCAGUGGCUGGCGUAAAUGGUCUCAAUUUUUCCCUCUUUUUUGGUAAACAACGUCGGCAUGAACUUGGCUUGGAGGUUGUUAUGGUAGGUUUUAAGUCCAUCGGGUUGAUGAGGCUUUUGAUAUAACAAUUGGUAUAUAUCUGUGUGAAGCAGGACCAAACGUAAACAGCUAAAAACCUGUACUUAAUCUGAUAAAAAUCUAACCUUUCUGUUUCCCUUAAGUUUUAUGAUUUUCUUAUAUUCCUUCGAACAA